Phragmites australis (common reed) is the source of this 3331-nucleotide messenger RNA. RefSeq lists its product as uncharacterized. The transcript has 7 exons. NCBI's taxonomy places the organism in Eukaryota, Viridiplantae, Streptophyta, Magnoliopsida, Poales, Poaceae. The coding region runs from base 275 to 3052 and encodes 925 amino acids. The record is from RefSeq and is a predicted model, not a curated record.
CCGUUCCCACUGCGCUCCGCUUCCUUCACUGCUGCUCCGCUCCCAGCUCCAAAACCCUAACCCCGCGAGCCAGCCCCGCGGCUGGGAGCAGGUCGAGGAGCUCGCCGCUGAGCCGGCGCUCCGCUCCUACGCAUCCGGCUCGCCCGUUGCUGGUGAUAAGAUGGCAAAUGAGUGAUUGGGGUGUUAUGAUUGGUGCAGGUUUUGUUAAGCUUCUUAAUUCUAACUAUUCUAUGCAAAUGUUUCGGUUCAAUCGUCUGCAGAUGCUGGUCAAAGCAUGAACACCUCUCCUGUUUCAAGUUUUAGGGGCCCAUCCUAUUUGCAAUUGCAGCCCCAGUCUAGAAAUUGUGUGGAAAUUCUGGCAAAUGUAGAUGGAUCCGGUGCAAAAGAUUUGUUAGUUGACUCAAGUACAUUUGUUUUUCCACAAGAUGCUAAUCAGGAAUUUUAUAACCGAGCUUUACAGUAUAAUUAUUCAGUUUCAAGUCAGGGAUUUGAAUCCCAAGGUUUUCUGGCGAGUGCUCCAGAGUUUGUUCUGAAUAAUGAUUCUCCUGCUCUGGGAGGAUACCAACAAUUUGACCACUUUUUGAGGUCUCCUCGACCUGGAGAAUGUCAAGGAAUGCAAACACAAAAUAUUGACGUAAAUAUUGGUCACUGGCGUAAACCUUCCAAUGCAUCCUGUCUUGAUCAUACAGACGAAAUAACUUCCUUUGACAAUGAUGAUAGAGCUAUCUCAUUUGGAAGUAGUUGUAGCACGGGAAUUGCGGGUUACCCACAUAGUAGUCCUUUGCAAAGCAAUAACCGCAUGUCGGAGACACAGGAGGGGACUUGGGCUGCUCUUUUGCAAAUGCAAGAGGCUUUGGAAGCGUCCAACAGUGAUAAUGGACUUAACGAAGAGUGCAGUGACUUGACUUUCAAUCAUGGAGAAUUUUCAGGUGGAAAUACCACGCAACAUCAAGUUGUUUGGGACAGUGGCUCUUUAACAAGCCCAUCUUUCACCUCAAAUUUUUUGCCCUUCCCUGGAGAUGCUGAGCCCACCCUCACAAAUGCCUCCACUGUUUAUGGCUUACGGAGCUUUGCUGAUCUCCCGCAUAAUAUGAAUAAUAAUGAGCAACACAGACCAUCUUUUGAGCUCGAAGUGCCCCAUCAGAAAGGGUCCACUACAAGCCAUGUUUAUGAACACCGAGAUGAAAUGCAAACUGCUGAAUGGGGAACAAAUCAUGGUCAGGUAGAAUCUUCUGGUUUCAUGCAAAGCACGCAGAACAGACAAAAUGAUAUAUCACAUCAACUUUCAAGUUCAUUUGUGAACAAUAAGGAUGGAUCUGAGGAUAGUGGCUCAAAAAACUCACACAUUCUGUAUGAAUGCGAAGAGCAAAUGGAAAUUGAUUCGCUUCUAAAUUCAUUUGGUGUAUCAACUGAUUCCUUUUCACAAACAUAUGGAAUGUUCCAGCAAAGUGAAAAUUUCGUCGACCUUGAUAGAAAGGUCAAAUUAGAGGAAAGUGUUUCUGCUACAUGCUUUAUCAAUGCCGUCUCGUAUAUGCAAACUGUGGCCCCCGAAUCAGCUAUAUCUGAUGGCUCUUCUUUUCCUGAACAGUAUGGAUCUACUUCUCAAACAUGUGGUUUAUUUUACACUUCAGCAUCUCAGUGGCAAAAUAUGUCAAAUUCUGGAUUGCCUUUACAGGGUUUUCACAAAAGUAUUAGUGAGCCCAAUUCAAAAAGUAACCUGAAUGGUAAAGGUCCCUUGCUGCCCGCAAGUGACAAUACUUUAGUACAGCAACAACAGAGUGUCACUAGUGAUACUAGAUUGGAAAUGACUGACAGUGUUGCUAAUCCUUAUCUUGAGUUCACUACUAGUUUGGAUAGUCAAUCUUUUCCAAAAGGGGCUUACAUAUGUCAUGAUGGGACAAUGGCAGCCAAAGCUGUACAGUCAGCACAACCUGAUAUGAUAGAAAACUGCUCCUUUGGUGUACAUACUUCAAACAAUACUGUACAUUCAGACAUGCAGCUACCCAUGACACAGACUAUUCAUGUUCAAGGGCCUUCCCUGAGUUUGUCCAAGGACCCCAGCUCAUCAUAUAUUGGAGGAACAGAGCUUAAGAAGGUUGAGCUAACAGCAACAUACAGUACCACCCAGAAUCACCUGGGACUUGAUAAUUCUGAAUGCAAUGGUGACCCCCAGCCCAAGUCUUUUGAACACAAUGCUCCUGAGAAUAUCUGCAUUAAAACGGAUAUAUGCCAACAUGAUGAUUAUAGACAGGUUGUUGGUCCUCAGCAAAGUAUCAUACUCUCAGCAAGCAAACCUUCACACUCAAGUGUUUUGCCCACUGGCAAGUUUCAUGGCAAGGUGGUUUCACAGCAAAAAAAGCGGAAAAGGGCAACGGAAAAUCUUUUAGCGUGGCAUGCACAAGUCAUGAUCGGGUGUGGGAGCAUGCGUCAUAAAAGUAGAACAUUUAUGUUGGACUGGGCUCGUGCUACCAAAAGAUUGGUUGAGAAGCAGGCAGAUGGUGAAAAUGCAACGAUCAAAAGUAGCACCUUCGGGACUCGAGCUCAGAAAAGACUUGUUUUGACGACUAGCCUUAUUCAGUGUAUCCUUCCUGUUGUGCCAGCUAGACUUCUUGAGGCAAAUGCUACUGAUUCUGGUGAAACCAUUGUGUACCACCUUUCUAAACUGGCACUCAGUGACACAUGUGACGCCAUUCUAUCUUCUGUGGAUAACAACAUGCUGCCGAACCAGACCAGCACUUCAGGAAAGGAAGACUCUAAAAUUCUAUCAGAAGUUCUGGAAACCUUUGAAUCAAGGUUUGGCGAGCUGGAAAGUUCGUUGUCAAGCGCUGAGAAGGCAACCACGUUACACGAUCUGGAAUCAGAGCUAGGGUACCUGGAGCGGUUGUCUAUUCUCCAUCAUCUUGCAAAGUCGCAUGGAUAUGCUAAACCACACGGGGGCAACGCCUCCAAUUCUAGGCCCAACCCCUGCGCAACGACUGUCAAGAAACACGUCGGAGCUGCAGCAGCACCAGUGAACUUGCUGAGUAGCAUCAAGUGUCGCUUACUGAACUAGAGCAGUUCAGUGACAACUAACAAAAUCUUCCCCUGUUUUGCCCUGUUUUCAGCAGCCGCGUGGCGCAAUGCUGGACUGCGUAGGAAUAUAGAAGCAUAUGAUGCACUGCCGUCCGUGUUGCCUUCUUGGCUUCUCUUGGUAGGAAAAUUAGAUGUAGUUUCCGGGAUGAAAUGUAGAAGCAUGUUGAUGUAACUUCUCGUGUACUCUGGGAUGAGACAUAGUAGCAAUAUGAUGUCAUUUUGCCAGGAUAUGCUUACUAAAGAAGAUAGUCUUACUACU